Messenger RNA from Penicillium vulpinum, 735 nucleotides. RefSeq lists its product as uncharacterized. Lineage: Eukaryota; Fungi; Ascomycota; Eurotiomycetes; Eurotiales; Aspergillaceae. The coding region runs from base 1 to 735 and encodes 244 amino acids. The transcript has a single exon. The record is from RefSeq and is a predicted model, not a curated record.
AUGAAGACAUCCAAUAUCGCUAAGCCAACUAUAGAGCCGCGUUACUUCGACCUCUUUGCCACUAUUGAAGCCAAAUUCGAGGCCUCCAAUAUCGCCAGUGAAAAGUGGUACCUUACAGCUUUAAGCGCAAUUGCAACGACACUCGAAUCACACCUUUGUGGUCAGCUAUAUCUGUACCUUACAAGCCAACAUGCGUAUUCAACAACCACUGCACGCCGGAAGCUGAUCCGAUGCAUGCGCGAGGCGCUCUUUAAGGACAUUGCACUCCUCGGACUCCCAAAGCCCACGGAGGCACUCAUCGGCAUCACCAACGUUAUGUCCGAGGAAGAUACAGAAUCCUCCUUCACCCGAGAAGGCUGGCAGUGCGACGGCGCAAAUCAUGCGCGCGGGAUGGGAUGGCUAAACUCAAUAUAUGCCCAUAAUACCAAUAUGCUUUUUGAGUUAUUCAAAAACCAUCGAGACUUUGGCUUUUGGCUUAUUGAUAUCACGUAUGGGUUGCUCUUGUCCGACCGCCAGGUUUUGGAUGACGUGGAUACAGAGAUGGUAGUCUUACCGGCUGUCAUGGGCCAAAAUAUGCCAUGGAUGACCUACUGGCAUAUCCGAGGAACAAGACGGUUAGGGAUCUCCAAGGAAGAUGUGCAAAUGGUUAUGGAGUGUGUGCAUCUAGUCGUUGAAGCUUGCGGUGUGACAUUGAAGCAAGUGCCCAGUGUGGAUGCUGUUGAUGAAGAACUGUAG